AUGAGUUACCAACAAGCACAGGAGAUGUAUCACGACAAUUCUUCUGCGCGAUCUCCUGGCUCGCAGCGUCAUCAGCAGCCUCUGCAUCGUCAGCCUUCGCGACAGUUCGACGCCUACGGUCCCAUGCCCGUCAACUUGUACGAGGAUCCCAUGGCUCGCUACGACAACGGUCGUCUGGAGCGCUUGAACCCCUCUUUGCACAAUAACUAUGCCUACGAUCUGUCCGGAUCGCAGACCUGGAACCCGAAUGGUUUUGCCAAUGCUCAGGCCCUCGGGGGUAUCCGGUCGGCUUCCACUAGCCUGAAGACUUCCUCCCGCACCGGUCGCGCUGGGAUCCCAACGACCUGGCUCGAUCAGCCUCCUCCGAUGCCCAGCCCCUUUUCAAACCUCGGACCCGGCCCCCUUCAGAGUAGCGCGAUGCGGCCGGAAACCACGGGCCCCUCGGAGACCGACGAUGAACUGAUUCCUACCGCCAUCGUGAUCAAGAACAUCCCGUUUGCCGUCAAGAAGGAACAGCUGGUUCAGCUCAUGACCGAAUUGAGCCUGCCGCUUCCCUACGCGUUCAAUUAUCACUUCGACAACGGCGUGUUUCGGGGCUUGGCGUUUGCCAACUUUACAUCCGCGGAGGAAACGGCGACCGUGAUCGAUGUCCUGAACCAUUUCGAACUUCAGGGCCGCAAGCUGCGGGUCGAGUACAAGAAAAUGCUCCCCUUGCAAGAGCGCGAACGCAUCGAGCGCGAAAAGCGUGAACGUCGGGGCCAGCUGGAAGAACAGCACCGACCCAUGGCGGCGACUUCUCAACUUCAGACCCAGAGUUCCAUGUCCUCGCUCACUUCCCACCUUCCGGCUACCUCUCCGUCGCCGGUCUCUCAACGUGGUCAGAAGUUGGGUAAGUCACGGCUGCCCGGUUCUCCCUUGCAUAUGACUAACCAAGAGCCCGUCGAAACCUCAGAGGUCGAUUUGAAUGAUAGUCAGACGCUCUCGUACUACUCCCAGCUGCUGUUGUUCAAGGAGGAUACGGGUCGCGACAGUAUAGUAUUUGCCGCCAACCUUUCCCCCGUGCAGCGACGCACUGUGCACACCCUGGCCCACAACAUGGGCCUGGGUCAUGCGUCACGUGGUUCCGGUGAUCAGCGACAGGUGCAGGUGUUCAAGGUUGCCCCGGGCGCCAACGUGAGCCCCCCGCUGUCAUCCAUCCCGGCCGCCGUCCAGCCCACCGACACUGCCCGUCGCGGUCUCAGCCGCGCUGCCACCAUCGAUUUCAGCGAGGCGCGCAACGAGGGCCCCAGCUCCUACAACACCCUUCGCAACCAGACCUCCGGCUUCCUCGGCGUGCUCGAUUCCCCCGGGAACUUUGGCAACACCCAGAACCUGCGGGCCGCCAAGUCGUUUGCCGACCUGCGCUCCUACACCCCGUCGCCCGUGCCUUCGUCGGCCAGCUUCCCGGCCGCCCUGCAGUCGAACGGCGCCCGCAUGCCGCACUACGAUGGAGCGACUAGCGCCACCUCCAACACCCCGACUCUGACGCCCGCCCCAUCGGGAUCGUCCCUGGGCAUGCCCCGCGAUGAUGGACUGUUGGUGAACAGCCUCAGCAGCCUUUCGCUGGGUACUGGAAUUGGCGGGCCGAACUCGAGCCCGAGGAGAUUGCGAAGUAUGUUCUCUUGGGAGCAGCCGGAAACUCAACCUUCCAGUGCUGGCCCCAUCGGUAGCAACCGAUCCAUCGGACUUGGAUUUGACGGUCAGUCACAGGAGCGCAUGCCAAUUAGACAACCCAGAGGCCCCUUGCCCGAAAAAGGUCCCGGUUUUCGACGCCCGAACGGACACCAACCGCGUGGAAGUGACGAGUUGCGCACCAACUCCGGUGUAGAGAUCAUUGUGGAGUAA
Messenger RNA from Aspergillus affinis, 1884 nucleotides. RefSeq names its product putative R3H domain protein. Gene Ontology annotation, molecular function: mRNA binding. Bases 1 to 1884 code for a protein of 627 amino acids. Lineage: Eukaryota; Fungi; Ascomycota; Eurotiomycetes; Eurotiales; Aspergillaceae. The transcript is spliced from 2 exons. Gene Ontology annotation, cellular component: cytoplasm; nucleus. The record is from RefSeq and is a predicted model, not a curated record.